Molecule: messenger RNA, 1709 nt
Organism: Cheilinus undulatus (humphead wrasse)
Lineage: Eukaryota; Metazoa; Chordata; Actinopteri; Labriformes; Labridae
Gene: setd6
Product: SET domain containing 6, protein lysine methyltransferase
Exons: 10
Coding region: 235-1632 (465 amino acids)
Biological process (GO): peptidyl-lysine monomethylation
Cellular component (GO): nucleus
Molecular function (GO): protein binding; protein-lysine N-methyltransferase activity
Source: RefSeq, a predicted model, not a curated record
GGGAGAAUGACAGCCCAACAUGCCAACAAUCGAACGAGCGUGAGUGCCAGACAAAGCAGCUCCUGUAAGGCAUUUCAAACAAGACAAACGUGUACUGAAUUUAACCCUGACGGAGGUCCUCACUUGGGACAAACUUCACCCAUUGAAAUUCUCAGUCGGCAUGUCCGCAUGCUCGGGUUAGCAUUCAGCUAGUUCCUCCUUGUCAGUGCCUAGGUGUGGAUCUGGACUCACAGGAUGGCAACAGAGGCGAAACGUCAAAAGGUAGAUGAUGGUUCAGAGCUCAGUCCUCUGCAGAACUUUCUACAGUGGUGCCAAAGCGUGGGAUUGGUGCUCAGCAAAAAGGUUUGUGUGAGUAAAGAAGGAACCGUGGCAGAGUAUGGCAUGCUGGCGACGGAUGACAUAGAGGAAGGAGAGGUUUUGUUCACAAUUCCCAGAUCAGCUCUUCUCCAUCAGGGAACAACCAAAGUCUCUGUCUUGCUGGAGAAAGAGAGGUCGUCUCUGGAGAGCUCAUCUGGCUGGGUUCCCCUCCUGCUGUCUCUGCUGUAUGAGUAUACAUCUCCACAGUCCCACUGGAGUCCCUACCUCUCACUCUGGACCAACUUUGAGACACUGGACCAUCCCAUGUUCUGGUCUAAAGAGGAGAGGGAAAGGCUCUUGAGGGGGACGGGUAUCCCAGAGGCCGUGGACAGAGAUUUGGUUAACAUCAAGAAAGAAUACACAGAUUUCGUCCUUCCCUUCAUUAAUAAGCAUCCUGACUUCUGGAGCCCAAACACUCACACACUGGAGCUCUACACACAGCUGGUGGCUUUUGUCAUGGCCUACAGUUUCCAAGAGCCACAGGAGGAAGAGGAUGACGAUGAUGAUGAGGAGGAGGAGGAGGAUGGAAAGGCCCCCAACCCACCAAUGAUGGUCCCCAUGGCUGACAUGCUUAACCAUGUGUCCAAUCACAACGCUAAUCUGGAGUUUACACCAGAUAGUUUAAAGAUGGUCUGUGUGCGCCCCGCCCACAAAGGCGAGGAGGUUUUUAACACCUAUGGACAGAUGGCUAACUGGCAGCUCCUUCACAUGUAUGGCUUCACAGAGCCAUAUCAGAGCAACAGCAGCGACACUGCAGACAUUCCCAUCACCAACCUCUACAAAGUGGUCACACAAGGUAUUCAGUCUGACUUGGACAGGCAGCUGGUGGAUGAGAAGUGGGAGUUGCUGUGUCAGAUGAUGCAGGAAAGAGCAGCCUUCGUCUUUGGCAAACAGGGCUGCCUUACAGACACAGAACUACACACUGCACUCAAGGUCCUGUGCAUGUCAGAGGAUGAGUUUACAGAGUUCAAAGACAAUGAAGGAUGGGAGGAAGAUGAAGAGGAUGAUGAGAAGAUUUCCCUUGCUUUCUCAAACGACGGUCUCCCUGGAUUAAAGGCAUCAUGGAAACACUUGAUUCAUGAAACAGCCUGUCUGACUGUCAGGUCCUACAGUGAAGAGACGGAGAAAAUGGUUGGAGACAACGACAGAGACCAGGUGCUGAUAGAGGACCAGGCAGCUUUUGCAGGACUGAGCAGCAGGCAGCAGAGAGCUCUGCAAGUACGCUGGGGGCAAAAGAGCAUCCUGUACAGACUGAUGGAGCUCACCAAGUCUUGAGUCCUGCAGCGGCAGGCCAGACCACAGACCACAGAAGCUUGUUUUAUCAUUUUAAGAGGGAAAAUAAAACAUGUCUC